Messenger RNA from Chinchilla lanigera (long-tailed chinchilla), 1815 nucleotides. It is a transcript of the gene Ywhaq, whose product is annotated as tyrosine 3-monooxygenase/tryptophan 5-monooxygenase activation protein, theta. Gene Ontology annotation, biological process: signal transduction. Gene Ontology annotation, cellular component: cytoplasm. The record is from RefSeq and is a predicted model, not a curated record. NCBI's taxonomy places the organism in Eukaryota, Metazoa, Chordata, Mammalia, Rodentia, Chinchillidae.
CGGCUCUUUAUUGGGCUGCUGCCCGCACCUCGGCUCUGCGUUAGGUUGAGACGGGAGGGUCCUCACCUAAAGCCAAAAGCAGAUCAAAGUGGUAGGACUCGCGACGCUACCGCUGAGAAGAGAAGCUCUCGAGGCGACUCCUCCCGGUCCGGGUCGCGCUCGCGCUCGCCCUCGCUCGCCCGCCUCGCCCUCGGCCCCGGGUCCCCACAGCCGCCAGCGCCAUGGAGAAGACCGAGCUGAUCCAGAAGGCCAAGCUGGCCGAGCAGGCCGAGCGCUACGACGACAUGGCCACCUGCAUGAAGGCGGUGACCGAGCAGGGCGCCGAGCUGUCCAACGAGGAGCGCAACCUGCUCUCCGUGGCCUACAAGAACGUGGUCGGCGGCCGCCGGUCAGCCUGGAGGGUCAUCUCGAGCAUCGAGCAGAAAACCGACACCUCCGACAAGAAGUUGCAGCUGAUUAAGGACUAUCGGGAGAAAGUGGAGUCGGAGCUGCGGUCCAUCUGCACCACGGUCCUGGAAUUGUUGGACAAGUAUUUAAUAGCCAAUGCAACUAAUCCAGAGAGUAAAGUCUUCUACCUGAAAAUGAAGGGAGAUUACUUCCGAUACCUUGCUGAAGUUGCAUGCGGUGAUGAUCGGAAACCUUUUGACGAGGCCAUUGCAGAGCUUGAUACACUGAAUGAAGACUCCUACAAAGACAGCACUCUCAUCAUGCAGUUGCUCAGAGACAACUUAACAUUAUGGACAUCAGACAGCGCAGGAGAAGAAUGUGACGCGGCAGAAGGGGCCGAGAACUAAGUGCACACACGGUGUCAUCCUUCCUCCGACAAGAAACCUUUUUACACAUCUCCAUUCCUUACUCCACUUGGAUUUCCUAUAGCAAAGAACCUGUUUGUGUGUAUGGAGGCGGCCGUUCCUAGUCUUUUCACACUGCAGCUUUGGGAAAACUCCAUUCCUUGGUUUGUGUUUGUCUUGGCCUUCCUGAUGUGCAGUUACUGCUGUAGAAAAGUAUUAAUAGCUUCAUUUCAUAUAAACAUAAGUAACUUCCAACACUUAUGUAGAGGACUAAAAAUGUAUCUGGUAUUUAAGUAAUCUGAACCAGUUCUGCAGUGACUAUGUUUUGUAUUACUGUGGAGAUAAGAUGACAAAAUAGUUCAUUACAAUUUAAAGAGUGUUCUACAUAACUUCUUAAUUUCUACAUUCCCUCCCUUUCUCUCCUUUGGGGUUUCCUUUCAGUGAGCAGCUUUUCCAUCCUCCUGCUGUGCUCCUUUUCGGUAGGAAUCCAGAAGUAUUAGAUUGAACGGGAAAGGACGUGGUGUCUCUGGGCUGGGGAUCGCAAAUUCAAAAGCCUCCUGAAUCGAGUUGGAUGGAGGUUGUGUCGGUCUGUGACAACAGAAGUUUCCUUAUUCACUUCAUUUGCUGCUGUUUAAGUUGACAACUUCCCUUCCCAAUAAAAAUUCACUUACACCUCUUGCCUUUGUAGUUCUGGUAUUCACUUUACUAUGUAAUAGAAGUAGCAUGUUGCUGCCAGAAUCCAAGCAUUGCUUUUGGCAAAUUAAAAUGCAUGUCAUUUCUUAAUACACUAGAAAGGGGAAAUAAAUUUAAGUACAUGAGUCCAAGUCUAAAAGUUUAGUACUUUUCCAUGCAGAUUUGUGCACAUGUGAGAGGGUGUCCAGUUUGUCUAGUGAUUGUUUCUUAGAGUUGGACCACUACUGUGUGUUGCUAAUCAUUGACUGUAGUCCCAAAAAAGCCUUGUGAAAAUGUUAUGCCCUGUGUAACAGCAGAGUAACAUAAAAUAAAGUUACAUUUUAUAAAACCA